Messenger RNA from Ostrinia furnacalis (Asian corn borer), 2641 nucleotides. Its product is annotated as sedoheptulokinase. Gene Ontology annotation, molecular function: sedoheptulokinase activity. NCBI's taxonomy places the organism in Eukaryota, Metazoa, Arthropoda, Insecta, Lepidoptera, Crambidae. The record is from RefSeq and is a predicted model, not a curated record. Bases 699 to 2078 code for a protein of 459 amino acids. Gene Ontology annotation, cellular component: cytosol. The transcript has 3 exons. Gene Ontology annotation, biological process: phosphorylation; glycerol metabolic process.
UGUUAGCUGUUGCCUUUAAAACUUUACUAAUUAGAGAAGACGAUCAUAAUCUUUGAUUCCUACUUUCAUGUUUGUCUUCAUGUCCAUCUAAUUUUAACAUUUGUACCUAACAGCCUAGUAAAUUUAUAAUUAAACAACUUGAUGCUCGUAAAAUCGGAAAAAGCUCGUAAAGAGACGUGUUUCUGAGACAGACUCUUGACAGUUACGAGGUCAAUAUUUUUAUUUUAAUAUCUUCACGUCCAAGCUUUUUUUAUUAGCACACAUUAUUGGUGUUUAGAUUUUAUCAGACAGACAGUACCUAUCGAAACAAUAUUUUCAUAAAAUGGCUAUCGACUAUCGGUUGUUUAUCAUUGUGUACCUACAUUAUUGAAAGUUAUUUAUUAGCACUAUAUCAGUCGAUUGUUUAAGCAGUGGCUACUCAUAUAGAUAGGAAAAACAAACCUAUCUUUACGUAAUAAUCGAGGUCGGCCCGCGCGCUCUCGGAUAGCGCUCUAUUCGACAUACCUACGUCGGGCCACCCGCCCGCCACCCACUACUGACGCAGCCAACAACCGCACUCCGCAGUCUAAUUGAAAUCAUUCUGUGUAUAAUACAUAUACACCGCGCUAGACUGGCUUACCGGACGCCGCACGUCGCGUCGUUUAUCUUUCAACGAGUAAAAUAGAUUGCUACGGACUAAACUUUGAUAAGUGUGCAACAUGGCAGAAAAACAAUAUAUCUUGGGCAUGGACAUUGGCACUACUUCGGUAAAAGUAUGUGUUUAUGAUCCAUCUACAAAAGAGUUGGUGGCAAAACAAAAUAAGGAUACGGCAGCUAAUAUACCAAGUGAUCAGGGCAUCGAGGGUAACAAGCAGGAUGUUCCAAAAAUAGUAUCAGCAGUCCACUAUUGUGUCUCAAGACUUCCGAGAGAUGUCCUACGACAUGUUACAAAAAUUGGUGUUUGUGGUCAAAUGCACGGAGUUUUGCUAUGGAAAAACAGAGCAUGGGAGAAAGUUGAAAAAGAAAAUGUUGUAAUUCGUUUUGAAGCUACAAGAGAAAAUAUGUCAGCACUUUACACAUGGCAAGAUACAAGAUGCAAGCCAGAGUUUCUAGAUUCUUUACCAAAACCCAAUUCACACCUGAAAUGUUAUUCUGGUUAUGGAUGUGCUACAUUGUUGUGGAUGCUUAAGCACAAGCCAGACAAACUGAAGAACUUUAACUAUGCUGGAACAGUUCAAGACUUUGUGGUGGCUAUGCUUUGCGAUUUGGAAACACCAAUAAUGUCUGACCAAAAUGCUGCUAGUUGGGGGUAUUUUAAUACUGAGGAUAAUAAGUGGAACAGCGAAAUAUUACAGUCAAUUGACUUUCCUGUCGGACUUCUUCCAAAUGUUGUCAAAAGUGGCCAAUUAGCUGGAAAACUUAGCAGUUCUUGGAAUGGCAUACCAGAGGGUACACCAGUUGGUGCCGCACUCGGCGACCUUCAGUGUUCGAUUUUAGCUACUUUAGAGAACCAACAAGAUGCCGUAUUAAAUAUUUCAACCUCAGCACAACUUGCGUUCGUGGUUAAGGGAAUUACAGAUUUAGGGUGUGCCACUGUCGAACAUUUACCGUAUUUUAAUAAUAACAAUUUAGUGGUAGCUGCCUCUAUAAACGGCGGGAAUGUGCUGGCUACAUUCGUAAAAAUGUUACAGCAAUGGAUGCUGGAGUUCAGUUUUCCUAUUCCUCAAUCCAAAGUAUGGGAAAAACUUAUUGCAUUAGGUUUAGAAGCACCACCAACAUCAACUAUGAGAAUUAUUCCUCAUUUGUUAGGCGAAAGACAUAGCCCAACUGCUAAGGCAGCAGUGGAAAAUAUAGACUUAUCUAAUAUUCAGUUAGGUCAUGUAUUCAGGGCUCUCUGUGAUGGUUUAAUUGAAAAUCUACAUGUUAUGAUGCCAAAAGAAAUUCUAAACAAUGCUAAAAUUAAAAGGAUUGUUGGGAAUGGCUCAGGAUUGUCCAGAAAUCCGGUUUUACAAAGAGCUGUAGAACAUUACUACAGUUUACCUCUAGAAUUCACUUCAGGAGGUGAUGCUGCUAAAGGAGCUGCUAUAGCAGUUGCAUAACUUAGCAGCAAAAUGAACACAGAAUAAGAAAUAUUGUACCUAGUGCAUAGACAAGCACAAGCCCAAUUAAAUAAGUACCUACCUACUUUUAAUUUAAAUAAGAUAAAACGUUACCAUUGUGGAACUUGUCAAUUCACAAACCAUUAGGCUGCCUUUACCACACAAUAAUAUUUCAAAGUAAGAGUUAAGGAUUAGGUAAGUAGGUUAUAGAUUUUAUUGUUAUUGUUAUCCAAUACAUUAGUAGUUAUAAAAUUGAUGAUAUGCAUAGGCUUUAAAAAAACUAUAAAAUAGUUGUGACCAACAUAUUAAUGAAAAUCAUUAAAAAACAUAAGAUAUUAGGUCAGGAGUCAUUGAAAACAAACAAGCAUGAUACAUAAGAUUCACAUGGGAUGGGACUGCUCAGAGGAAGUGAGAUAUAAAAUCAAUUAUAUGAAUGUAGACCAAUGACUUGAGCUUUAAAAAAGCUUUUUUAAUCGGUACCAUGUAAGCACUUUUAUCUACUUAUAUCAUUUGUGAUAUAUAUAAACGUUAAUAUAGCCAUAUUAUACUAACAUUAUGAAAUA